Messenger RNA from Mandrillus leucophaeus (drill), 1814 nucleotides. RefSeq names its product Na(+)/H(+) exchange regulatory cofactor NHE-RF2-like. The transcript is spliced from 6 exons. Lineage: Eukaryota; Metazoa; Chordata; Mammalia; Primates; Cercopithecidae. Gene Ontology annotation, biological process: protein localization to plasma membrane. Bases 86 to 766 code for a protein of 226 amino acids. The record is from RefSeq and is a predicted model, not a curated record. Gene Ontology annotation, cellular component: apical plasma membrane. Gene Ontology annotation, molecular function: protein-membrane adaptor activity; signaling receptor binding.
UAAGUGGGGUGACAGCUUGGGUCAGCCAGAGAGUUCAGGCCACCCCGGCCGGACGCCUGCCACUCACUGCCGCUGUACCGCUGCCAUGGCGCGCUCCGGGAGUGCCACGCCACCUGCCCAGGCUCCAGGAGCCCCUCCACGGAGCCCACCCCAGGGGCUGGUACAGGAUGUCAGUGGGCCCCUGAGGGAGCUGCGGCCUCGGCUCUGCCACCUGCGAAAGGGACCUCAGGGCUAUGGGUUCAACCUGCACAGUGACAAGUCCCGGCCCGGCCAGUACAUCCGCUCGGUGGACCUGGGCUCACCUGCCGCCCGCUCUGGCCUCCGCGCCCAGGACCGGCUUAUUGAGGUGAACGGGCAGAAUGUGGAGGGGCUGCGCCACGCUGAGGUGGUGGCCAGCAUCAAGGCACGGGAGGAUGAGGCCCGGCUGCUGGUGGUGGACCCCGAGACAGAUGAGCACUUCAAGCGGCUUCGGGUCACACCCACCGAGGAGCAUGUGGAAGGUCCUCUGCCAUCACCCGUGACCAACGGAACCAGCCCUGUCCAGCUCAAUGGUGGCUCUGCGUGCUCGUCCCGAAGUGACCUUCCUGGUUCUGACAAGGACACUGAGGAUGGCGGUGCCUGGAAGCGAGACCCCUUCCAGGAGAGCGGCCUCCACCUGAGCCCCACAGCGGCCGAGGCCAAGGAGAAGGCUCGAGCCACGCGAGUCAACAAGCGCGCGCCGCAGAUGGACUGGAACAGGAAGCGCGAAAUCUUCAGCAACUUCUGAGCCCCUUCCUGCCUGUCUCGGGGCCCUGGGACCCCUCCUGCACGGACCUUGGGCCUCAGCCUGCCCCGAGCUCCCCAAGCCUCAGUGGACUGGAGGGUGGUCCUGCCACUGCCCAGAAAUCAGCCCCAGCCCCGUGAGCCCCCGUCCUGCCCCUGCCUGCCAGGUACUGGGGGCCUGUGGCAGCAGGAUGUGGGGAGAGAGACCCAGAGAUGUGAGAGAGAGGCAGAGACAGAGACACAGAGCGAGAGAGAGCGAGCGAGAGAGAGAGCGAGCGAGAGAGAGACAGAGCGGCGGCAGCACGGGGUGAGGGCCUUUGCUGCUCUGCCGGGGCCUGCUGACUGAAAGGAAUUUGUGUUUUUGCUUUUUUCCAAAAAGAUCUCCAGCUCCACACAUGUUUCCACUUAAUACCAGAGCCCCCCCCCCCCCGACUUCCCCUCCCCCUUGGGACACGCUCUAAAUAAUUGCAAUAAAACAAACCUUUCUCUGCAAACCAUUUCCUCCCCGCCCCCUCCCCUCAGCAGCAGCCGUCCCGAGUGGGAGUCCCUGGGACUUCCCAGUGGCCGAGCUGGGGCGCCCAGCCUGUUUGUGGGGACCUCGGGUAAGGCCAGGGAGGCCUGAUGUGGCCGUAGGAGCUGCCCCUCCCCAACCCGCCCUGGUGUGGGGGGUCCCUAGGCCAGGCCCUGCUCCCCACCCAGCUACCCUGUGCGCCUGUGCCCUGCUGGGGGUCUGAAGUGUAGGGCCUGGGUUCUCCGAGGGGCCCGAGGAUGGAGGCCCCAUGUCCCCGAGGAGGGUGGCCUCUGGACAGGCCCCUCAUUCCGCACGGCAGCUCCCAGGCCUGGGGAACAUAGGUGUGUGAGAGCAGCACCCAGGGACUCCUGGCCUCUGGCUCAGCCCUGCCUGGCAGGCUCCCCCGUGGACACCCUGUUGACUUUGCUCUUCCCUCCCGGGCCCCGCACCCCUGAGCCGACCACUGAUCGACCGGCACCGCUGUUGCCUCGUUAAGCCAUAGCGCAUGCGCGCGCUCAGAAUAAACAGGCCCUGCCUGGGA